Molecule: messenger RNA, 2554 nt
Organism: Orbicella faveolata
Lineage: Eukaryota; Metazoa; Cnidaria; Anthozoa; Scleractinia; Merulinidae
Product: carbohydrate sulfotransferase 14-like
Biological process (GO): carbohydrate biosynthetic process
Cellular component (GO): membrane
Molecular function (GO): sulfotransferase activity
Source: RefSeq, a predicted model, not a curated record
UAGUACCUAACAUACUAUAAAUACAUAUCUCAUGUACUCCAAGAAAGAAGAAAGAAUAUACCGAGAGCACCGGGCUGCAACAAUGGAAUGCCCGCAGCAAGCCGAAGCGUGUAAUCAGGCGGCGCGGCUCAAAUGUGAUUGGUUGAUAGCGAGAGACAGACAGUACAGAUGUGGCACAUAACAAGGACCCUUCUUUUGUUCGGAGAAUUCCCUCGUGCAUGACCGAUCUGCUUGGCAAAAUGAGGUGUUCAAAAGUCAGAUUUAUCGUUGUGGUGUUGAUCUUCAGCAUAGUUGCUGGAGUGCACCUUCUGCUCUCGCAUUCAGAAGGUGACGAUAGAACAGGUUCACAUUCAACGCCACUGUUCUCGAGCAAAUGGCGAUCAGAGGCAAAACCACAAGGAGAAACGUGGAUUUCCGAACUUAGAGGAAUAACUGUAAAAAAUUCUGUGGUCUCCAGUGAACAAAGGCUGAAAUCCUUGAGACAAGUAUGUGGAAACACAAGGAAAUCGUGGGAUUCCCUCUCUGUCACAGAGAAAGGGAUCCUAGCCAAACACAUCUUGGUUAAUGAUGAGCACAAGUUUCUGUACUGUUCAGUGCCCAAAGUUGCUNUUAGCGUCACCUUAUGGGUCAGAUUGCAGAAGACUAUUGUAACUUGUUCCUUUGCUGGUAUCAUAUUAUUAUUUAUCAAUCUUCUUUAUCUUGUCAUUUCUCCGUUACAGGUCUCCAGUGAACAAAGGCUGAAAUCCUUGAGACAAGUAUGUGGAAACACAAGGCAAUCGUGGGAUUCCCUUUCGGUCACAGAGAAAGAGAUCCUAGCCAAACACAUCUUGGUUAAUGAUGAGCACAAGUUUCUGUACUGUUCAGUGCCCAAAGUUGCUUGUUCAAACUGGAAAAGAGUCAUGAUGGUACUGGAUGGUGAAGCUACUGACACUAAUUCCAUCCUCAUUGUUAAUCACAUGAGUUUUACAUUCCUAGGAGAUUUACCACCCUUGGCUGUCAAACGCAAACUCCAAGAGUAUUAUAAAUUCAUGUUUGUAAGGGAACCUCUUGUCAGAAUUCUGUCAGCAUAUAAAGACAAGUUCUUGUUAAACAACACCUCUUUUCAUAAAAGCUAUGGAAGAAAAAUUGUCAAGCAUGUGCGGAAGAAUGCUGCAGCAAACUCCAAAGGAGAUGACGUCUCACUAGAAGAGUUUUUGCAGUAUGUAGCAGAGAGUCCUGUGGAAGACAUGAAUGAGCACUGGAUGCCAUUCUAUGAAUUGUGCCAACCUUGUGCUGUUUCAUACGACUUUGUUGGAUCCUUUGAGAAUCUGGAGUUGGAUGCUAAUCAAGUACUGAAAGAGCUUAAUGUGAAUGACCAAGUUUCUUUUCCUAAACAACAGAAGUAUUAUAAAGCAGGUGGUAAAGGAUAUGUAACAAGUAAGAAAUUCACAGAUGUAUCACCAGAUAUGUUGAAAAAAGCACUAAGAAAAUAUGAUUUGGACUACAAAUUAUUUUCAUAUCAAAAACCAAAUAUUUAAAAUGAUUUGAAUUUAUUUUUCACUUUGUGCACUCAGUUUUUAAUCCUACUCACUCAAUGCACAUCUGAUAAUUGAGUCCCCCCCACCUCCCCCCACUUCCAAAACCCCCAAUCCAUCAAGUUGAUGACUUAGCCCUACAGAGAUUAGGCGAAGACAAGCAUCCAGAUGUCUGUGUUUUGCAGGCUAUAUAGAGAUCUGUGUCUGAAUAUCUUGCUGCUGCCUGAAUUUCAAUGUUCAUUUUAAAUUACAACUAAAUUCUAAGAUGCAGUUACAAGGCAUUAAAAUUGACGAGGGAACAGAUUAAAUUAUAAACAUUUAACACAUUGAAACAGUGUGCUGGAUGUUCUGCACGCAUUGCAUGCCUCUAAUGCUAACCAACCAUAAACUGCAUGAUGUGAGAUUACAGAACACUUGCCCAAGUUAACUAAAGUAAUAGAGCGGUUUUCAAUUGAGUGUCAAAAAGUAAUUGGUUUUGCAUUUAUGCUGGGCGAUUGUCUUAAAAAAGCUCACGCCACUUUUUCAUCCAAUUUAAAGUAAAACAAAACCAUUGGUGACUACCUUGCACACAUUUUCCCACGCUUUGCGUGAGCUAAAUGCAAUUGCUUCACAUUUUGAUUGGUACAUUGUAUUGUUUGUGUCUUUUGUGACUGGCUAGAGUGAUUACUUUGGUUUUGGUUUUAUGACACUCAAUUGAAAACUGCUCUAGAAGUAAUUUACUAUUCCUUAAAAGAGUAGUAAAAGUGUUAUAUUUUUAAAGAAAGAUACAUUAAUAAAUGAGUAAAGAUUCUACUCACCUGUACAGACAAAAAACUGCUCUAGUACAAGUUGGUAGAAUUUGACAUGACAGGAUGUUUCCAGUACAAAUCACACAAUUUGGACAGCUGGAAGGAUAAGCAUUUUAUUUGUUUAAUACUUCAGGAAAAAUUAUACCCAUGGUGACGUCAUAGACCUGUUUUUUUUAAGAACAAUUAUCACAUAUAAAUUACGUAGGGCUCAUUGUUAGGAUAUGUCUAAUGUUGUAAAAUAUUUUGAUUAAA